ACGGCUCGGUCCCCCCUAAAACCCUCCCUAUAACGGCCUAAACCCUAUUUCUGUUCAAUUCACAGAUUCCCAAACUUAACCUCGUGCCGGUGCCAGCGUCUACGAUAGGAGAACAUUGAAAUUUUUUGGAAAACAAUGGAAGUUGAUUUGGGAGAUAUCGCGUUUGGCAUGGAUUUCCAUCCCUCAGACCAGCUCGUCGCUACUGGCCUUAUCAAUGGCCACCUUCACUUGUACCGUUACAGUGCCGAUUCAUUACCUCCUCAAAGGUUGCUGGAAGUUCACGCGCACGAAGACUCUUGUAGGGCUUCUAGGUUCAUCAAUGGGGGACAAGCGAUUUUGACGGGUUCUAAGGAUUGCUCGAUUGUUGCCACUGACGUGGAAACGGGAUCACAAAUUGCUCGCCUUGUAAACGCUCAUGAGGAUGCCAUUUAUAGUUUGAUCAACCUCACAGAGUCCACCGUUGCAUCGGGGGAUGAUCAAGGCUGUAUUAAGGUAUGGGAUACCAGGCAACGCUCUUGCUGCAAUUCUUUUGAUGCUCAUAAAGACUACGUUUCGGAUAUGGCUUUUGCUUCUGAUUCAAUGAAACUGCUUGGAACAAGCGGAGAUGGAACUCUGUCUGUUUGCAAUCUUAGAAGAAAUAAAGUUCAAACUCAGUCCGAGUUUUCUGAAGAGGAGUUAUCAUCUGUUGUUAUUAUGAAGAAUGGAUGCAAAAUUAUUUGUGGAUCACAAAAUGGAACUUUACUGCUGUAUUCAUGGGGCUAUUUCAAGGAUUGCAGUGAUCGAUUUGUUGCUGACUCUUCAGCCUCCAUUGAUGCUCUGUUAAAGCUUGAUGAAGAUAGAGUCAUAAUUGGAUCUGAAAACGGACUCAUCAGCUUGGUCGGCAUAUUACCCAACCGGAUUAUCCAGCCAAUUGCGGUGCAUUCGGAAUACCCAAUCGAGGGCCUUGCUUUUUCUCAUGACAGAAAGUUCCUUGGCAGUAUAUCACAUGAUCAGACUUUGAAGCUUUGGGAUUUGGAUAAUAUAUUGCAAGGUUCUGGAAGAACUGUGAAGAGCCAAGCAGGUCCGGCGGACAGUGAUAGUGAUGGUAUGGAUGUCGAAGAUACUUCUUCCAAACCUAACAAAGGGACCAAGAGGAAAAAUGCAAGUAAAGGAAACAGUUCGAGCAGUACAAAUAGCUUUUUUGCGGACUUUGCGGAUUAGUAAAGGUGAUAGAAUAUGGCCACUCGUGUUAUACAGUUGGAAUCAUUUGAUGCAAUGAGCUUUCUGGCUUUGCUCACAAGUAGGACUCUGUUUUUUUGGAUGUUUGAGAUGGAGCCAGAGCUUGCAGUCAUGUUGACUCAACAUGGGUACUACAGCAUUCGGCUCCAUUUCAUCCAGCAUUUGUUUUAUCGUUUCAUGGUCUCUUUCCCUGGCCAACUUAUAGAAUUUAUUAAAGUAAUGUUGAACGAUCAACGAUCUCUGUGCUACGGAUGUACUGAUAUCCAUUUUUUCAAUGUGCACUUCUGGCAGGCAAAUGUAUGACGAUCUCAUUGCUACUGAAGUAGCAAUCCAUUUUUUCAAUGUGCCCGAAAUAGUAACAGAAUGCUGAACAUGCAUCACCUCCCUAAAACCCUAAAUCACCUCUAUUCACCAAA
Tripterygium wilfordii is the source of this 1634-nucleotide messenger RNA. Its product is annotated as WD repeat-containing protein 55. Gene Ontology annotation, molecular function: protein binding. The record is from RefSeq and is a predicted model, not a curated record. Bases 136 to 1200 code for a protein of 354 amino acids. The transcript is spliced from 15 exons. Lineage: Eukaryota; Viridiplantae; Streptophyta; Magnoliopsida; Celastrales; Celastraceae.